Molecule: messenger RNA, 351 nt
Organism: Penicillium soppii
Lineage: Eukaryota; Fungi; Ascomycota; Eurotiomycetes; Eurotiales; Aspergillaceae
Product: Nucleotidylyl transferase
Exons: 1
Coding region: 1-351 (116 amino acids)
Source: RefSeq, a predicted model, not a curated record
AUGUUUCCAAAGCUCACUGCACUUGGAUGUGGUGGAAGCAAAUGGCGUUCUGGCCUUUAUACAGCAUGUGAUCUUCCCCUACUCUCAGCUUCAGUCCCACAUGGAACGCCAUCUAUCAAGGUGCUUUUGAAAGAUGAGACCGAACCGACGAUGCCCAGUAGCUUUAAAGAUAUCGUGUCUGCGUACAAGGUAGAUCGUAUGACUCCUCAACUUUCUAAGAAGGUCGUUGAGGAGGGCCUGAUUAAACCUAUCGAGCCACUCCGUGUUCAAUUUGAAGCUGAUCUGGAAUGGCAGAUAAUUGCCCUAGAAGCAUAUACCGAUCUAGCCCAGGUGACAACAAAAGUCAUGUGA